GGGGGGAGCCCCCGCGGCCCCCUCCCUGACAGUGGAUUCGGCCGCGGACGCUGUGCCAUUGGCCCUGGCGGCCCGGUGGGCGGGAAGAUGACAUCAGCGGCAGGUUGGAUUAUAAAGGCACCAGCCGAGCUGCGGACUCAGAGCGCACCCAGCCGGCGCCGCGCAGCAGCAGGGCCCGCGUUCGCCUAGCCAGCCUGCUCCGCGUCUGCCGCUCGGACUGCUCAGCGGCCGUCCCGGCUGCAGACUGCGCACCUCUCCACCCCACCGGCACCAUGCACCUCUCCCAGCUGAUCGCCUGCGCCCUGCUGCUUACGCUGCUCUCACUCCGGCCCUCCGAAGCCAAGCCCGGGGCGCCACCGAAGGUCCCGAGAACCCCGCCAGGGGAGGAGCUGGCGGAGCCCCAGGCAGCUGGUGGCAAUCAGAAAAAGGGUGACAAGACUCCAGGCGGCGGGGGAGCCAAUCCCAAGGGAGACCGAUCGCGACUGCUCCGGGACCUGCGCGUGGACACCAAGUCCCGGGCGGCCUGGGCCCGCCUUCUGCACGAGCACCCCAACGCGCGCAAAUACAAAGGCGGCAACAAGAAGGGCUUGUCCAAAGGCUGCUUUGGCCUCAAGCUGGACCGGAUCGGCUCAAUGAGCGGUCUGGGAUGUUAGUGCAGCGACCCCUGGCGGCGGAUUGGGAACUGCUCCGUGCGCUGAGGUCAUCCUUGGUCAUCAGCCUCCAGCAUCUGGAAACACCUCCAACGCAAUGUGGCUUUUACAUUUCUUUUUAUUUUUUUUUCCUCCUGGUACUGGCAAUACACAACACCAGCUGUUCUGUUAUUAUUUGGGGAGGGGAGGGUAUGAUUUUAUUGUUUGGGGUUUUUUUUUUGAAAAAUGAAAAAUAAAAAGUUAUAUAUUAUAUAUAUAUUAUAUAUACAUGAAACACACACUCCUACACCGACUUGAUGACAAGGGACAGUUUUUAAAGUGACUGACAAAGCCAGCUGUAAAACAUUGCUGUUUGUAAAUUCACGUCAUGCAUAAAUGUAUUUAUGUUGUAAAGCUAUUUAUAUUGUUUAUAAAGAGAUAUUUAUAAAAAUUUUAUUUAUGUAACUAAAUGAAAGAAGCCAACCAUUGUAAUGUUUUUGUCCUAACUAGUUGAAAAAAAAAUGUUAAAAAAAAAAAGCCAUUCCACGAACAUCU
Messenger RNA from Meriones unguiculatus (Mongolian gerbil), 1184 nucleotides. RefSeq names its product natriuretic peptide C (gene Nppc). The transcript has 3 exons. Lineage: Eukaryota; Metazoa; Chordata; Mammalia; Rodentia; Muridae. The coding region runs from base 273 to 653 and encodes 126 amino acids. Gene Ontology annotation, biological process: cGMP biosynthetic process; receptor guanylyl cyclase signaling pathway. The record is from RefSeq and is a predicted model, not a curated record. Gene Ontology annotation, cellular component: extracellular region. Gene Ontology annotation, molecular function: hormone activity; hormone receptor binding.